CCACACAAGUUAAACUAUCUAACAUACAAACAUUUGAUAUUAAGAUGGAGUUUUCUUGCAAGGACUUCAAGGUGGGAAAAUGUGAGGGAGAAAAAGUAGUAGAUGGUGAAACCAUGCCCUUGGUGCUACAACCUCCAGUGCCUAACAAGAGUGACUUGGAAUCCUUGCUAUUGGCUCUGAAGAACAACAAAGAAUGGUUUGAGCAAAUGAUCAUCAAGAACAGUGCUGUUCUGCUUAGAGGCUUUGAUGUCAAGAAUGCUGAGGACUUCAAUGAGAUUGUAGAAACCUUUGAGUGGGAAGACAUUCGUUAUGUUGGACCAGCACCUCGCACACAUAUUCACAAAAGGGUGUGGACUGCCAAUGAAGGACCCCUCUCAGAGUUCAUCUACUAUCACCAUGAAAUGGUUUUGAUCAAGGAAUAUCCCAAGAAAGUGAUACUCUUUUGUGAGAUACCUCCCCCUGAAGGUGGAGAGACCCCUUUUGUUCCAAGCUUCAAAGUGACAGAAAAGAUGAUGGAGGAGUUCCCAGAAGAGGUGAAGGAAAUUGAAGAGAAAGGGUUGAAGUAUACAUUUACAGCUCCUAGUGCUAAUAAUGUCUCCUCCAUGAGAGGUAGAGGGUGGGAAGAUACCUUUGGGACCUCAGAUCGCAAAGAAGCCGAGAAAAGGGCAAAAGCUCUAGGAAUGGACGUGGAGUGGCUUCCAAAUGGUGGGAUCAAGACAAUACUUGGACCACGAUGUUUAACCAAGGUAUUUGAAGGAAGGAAAGGAAGAAAAAUGUGGUUCAACACAGUAGUAGGGAUGCAUGGAAAAGAGAUUAGCUCGGCCAUAAUGGCAGAUGGAACAGAGAUUCCAGAACAUGUAGUGAAAAGGUGUGAAGAGAUCAUUGAAGAAGAGAGCAUACAGUUCAAGUGGGAGAAAGGGGAUGUUGUCUUCUUUGAUAACUAUGCUUUGCUUCAUGGCAGAAGGCCUUCACUUCCUCCAAGGAAAGUCCUUGUUGCUACAUGCAAGUGAGUGAUUUGAGAUGAUACUAUUCAAAUUAUAUAUACUAAGAGAGAAAGGGUAUUGAGGAUAUAUCUAUAAAAGCUAUUUCUGAAUAAGUGUGUCAUUUCACCAUUAUAUGACAAGGAAAAGGCAAUGUAUUGUCACUUUUAUAGAUUGCAUCAUUUAUGGAAUAAAAUUGUUCUAUGUCCGCUGAACCUACUUAUAUA
Messenger RNA from Glycine soja, 1207 nucleotides. Its product is annotated as clavaminate synthase-like protein At3g21360. Bases 45 to 1010 code for a protein of 321 amino acids. The record is from RefSeq and is a predicted model, not a curated record. NCBI's taxonomy places the organism in Eukaryota, Viridiplantae, Streptophyta, Magnoliopsida, Fabales, Fabaceae. The transcript has 3 exons. Gene Ontology annotation, molecular function: oxidoreductase activity.